AUGCUUCAAGAGUUAAAACCUCUACUAGAAAAUUACAAUAAUGAUAGAUGGUGCAAGUUUGUAAUAAUAUCAGCAAAUACUACUGAUCGUGCAUUUUGCUCUGGUGGGGAUAUCAAACAGUUUGCAUCAUAUCACGAUAAACCUGGUGGAGUAAAUCCAUUCAUUAAAAACGAAUAUAAAAUUGAUUACUUGAUUCAUACAUUUUCUAAACCAAUCAUAUCAUUUGUAAAUGGUAUAGUUAUGGGUGGUGGUGUAGGUUUAAGUAUUCAUUGUCAAUUUAGAAUUAUAAGUGAAAAAGUUUUAUGGGCAAUGCCUGAAAAUCAAAUUGGAUACUUCCCAGAUGUUGGUUCAAAUUACUUUUUAUCUAGAUUAGGAUCAAUGGGAUUGUAUAUUGGUAUAACAGGUGCAAAAUUAAAAGCUAAAGAUUUAAUAUAUUCAAAAAUUGCAACUCAUUUCAUACCCAGUGUAGAGUUUGACAGAGUUAUUGAUGAACUAGUUAACGAUUAUAGUAUUGAAAACGAAAGACAGAUUAAUUUUAUUUUAAAUAAAUAUCGAAAAACAAUACCAAUAGAUGACGAAUGCACAUUAUUAAAAAAUAAAGAUUCAAUAGAUGCAUGUUUUUCAAAAAGUGUAGUAUCAUUACAAGAUAUAUUGGAAAGAUUAGAGGAUGAAAAGAAGUUUAAUUUAGAAUGGUCCAAUAAAACAAUCGAAAUUAUAAAUAACAAUUGUCCCAUGUCAACAGCAGUUUGUUUUAAAGCAAUUCAACAAGCCACUCAAAUGUCAAUAGAAGAUAUUUUCACAAUGGAGAUUAGAAUUGGAACUAGGCUAGGUGUAAGAAAUGAUAUAGUCGAAGGUGUUAAGCGUUCAGUCAUAGAUCGAACACAUAAAGCAAAGUUUUCACCAGCCACUAUCAACGAUAUAGAUCCAGACCAAGUUGAUAAAAUUUUUUCACCCUUAAAUAACCCAAAUGAUGAGUUUGAUAUUAAUUUCUAA
This is a messenger RNA of Dictyostelium purpureum, 993 nucleotides long. RefSeq lists its product as uncharacterized. NCBI's taxonomy places the organism in Eukaryota, Evosea, Eumycetozoa, Dictyosteliales, Dictyosteliaceae. The transcript is spliced from 3 exons. Gene Ontology annotation, molecular function: 3-hydroxyisobutyryl-CoA hydrolase activity. Gene Ontology annotation, biological process: L-valine catabolic process. The record is from RefSeq and is a predicted model, not a curated record. Bases 1 to 993 code for a protein of 330 amino acids. Gene Ontology annotation, cellular component: mitochondrion.